Mesorhabditis spiculigera is the source of this 231-nucleotide messenger RNA. NCBI's taxonomy places the organism in Eukaryota, Metazoa, Nematoda, Chromadorea, Rhabditida, Rhabditidae. The record is from the annotation of a GenBank genome assembly.
AUGAGCAAACGGCAAAAUCCAUCCGAUUUUUUGAAGCAGAUCAUCGGAAAGCCGGUAGUAGUGAAGUUGAACUCUGGCGUUGAUUAUCGAGGAAUCCUCGCAUGCCUGGAUGGGUUCAUGAACAUUGCGCUAGAACAAACCGAGGAAUAUGCGAACGGGCAACUACAGAACAAGUAUGGUGACGCGUUCAUUCGCGGAAACAACGUGCUCUACAUCUCUACGCACAAACGA